AUCACGAUGCCUAAGCAUUCCAAUAAGCUGUACGUUAAGGGAGUUUUCUUGGGAUACAGAAGAUCUAAGGUGCUCCAGAACACUCACCAGGCUCUGGUUAAGAUCAAUGGAGUGAACACCACUGCGGACUCUAAGUUCUACUUUGGAAAGCGUGUUGCUUACGUCUACUCGGCGAACUCUGCCAAUGGCAAACACAUGAGAACGAUCUGGGGAAAGGUCGCGACCUGCCACGGAACGAACGGAGUGGUCCGCUGCAUCUUCAACCACAAUCUUCCUCCCACUGCCAUUGGAAAGAGCGUCCAUGUUAUGCUCUAUCCUAGCCGUGUGUAAUUUGAGGUCAUUGGAUAUUGAUCAAGAUAA
Blastocystis hominis is the source of this 360-nucleotide messenger RNA. RefSeq names its product Ribosomal protein L35a. Gene Ontology annotation, biological process: ribosomal large subunit biogenesis; cytoplasmic translation. Gene Ontology annotation, cellular component: ribosome; cytosolic large ribosomal subunit. Gene Ontology annotation, molecular function: structural constituent of ribosome. The transcript has 2 exons. The record is from RefSeq and is a predicted model, not a curated record. NCBI's taxonomy places the organism in Eukaryota, Bigyra, Opalinata, Blastocystidae. Bases 7 to 330 code for a protein of 107 amino acids.